Messenger RNA from Penaeus indicus, 2884 nucleotides. RefSeq names its product methylcrotonoyl-CoA carboxylase beta chain, mitochondrial-like (gene Mccc2). Lineage: Eukaryota; Metazoa; Arthropoda; Malacostraca; Decapoda; Penaeidae. Gene Ontology annotation, molecular function: methylcrotonoyl-CoA carboxylase activity. The transcript has 12 exons. The record is from RefSeq and is a predicted model, not a curated record. Gene Ontology annotation, biological process: L-leucine catabolic process. The coding region runs from base 33 to 1724 and encodes 563 amino acids. Gene Ontology annotation, cellular component: mitochondrion; methylcrotonoyl-CoA carboxylase complex.
CCAGCAGAGGAACCGACUGAGUCCCGAAAAAGAUGUUGAGUAGACGAUUUUGUCGCUUUUAUCCGAGUCUCAGUCGCUGUUACAAAGGACAGAGAGAUUACCACAAUGACACGGCGAACAUCGUUGGUUCGGAACCAGACAGGUCGUCGCCGGAAUUUAAGGAAAAUGAGACCCGGAUGACAGCUCUGGUGGAUGAACUCCGAGGACGUAUCCACCAUAUUUCACUUGGUGGUGGGGAAAAGGCCAUCCAGAGGCACAAGAGCAAAGGGAAGCUCUUGGUGCGAGAGAGGAUCGGCAACUUGAUUGACCCUGGGACCCCAUUUCUGGAGCUGUCACAGUUGGCGGGAUAUCAGUUGUAUGGCAAGGAGGAGGUACCGGCUGGAGGCAUCAUCACUGGCAUCGGCAAAGUAUCAGGGGUUGAGUGCAUGAUUGUGGGCAAUGAUGCCACAGUGAAGGGAGGGAGCUACUAUCCCAUCACAGUCAAGAAGCAUCUACGAGCCCAGGAGGUCGCACAGGAGAACAACUUGCCAUGUGUCUACCUGGUGGACUCUGGCGGUGCAAACCUCCCUCGCCAAGCAGAUGUCUUCCCUGACCGCGACCACUUUGGUAAAAUCUUCUUCAACCAGGCCAACAUGUCUUCCAAAGGGAUUGCACAGAUUGCUGUUGUUCUUGGGUCUUGCACAGCAGGAGGAGCCUAUGUGCCUGCAAUGGCUGAUGAGUCGAUCAUCGUGCGUCGGCAGGGAACCAUUUUCCUAGGGGGCCCUCCUCUUGUCAAGGCAGCCACAGGAGAGGAGAUUUCGGCUGAGGACCUUGGAGGAGCGGAUCUCCAUUGUGGGAAAUCAGGGGUGACAGACCACUAUGCCUUAGACGACACACACGCCCUGCAUUUGGCUCGGCGGGUAGUGAGGACCCUUAACCGCACCAAAGUUCCUCAGGUAUCUCUGCGUGACGUGAAGGAGCCCAUCUUUGACCCCCAUGACCUCUAUGGCAUUGUGGGCGACAACCUCAAGAAGACUUAUGAUGUCCGGGAGGUCAUUGCACGUGUGGUGGAUGGAUCAGAGUUCGACGAGUUCAAGGCUCGCUAUGGUGACACACUAAUCUGUGGUUUUGCUCGCCUGUAUGGGUAUCCUGUGGGCAUCAUCGGCAAUAAUGGUGUCCUGUUCUCCGAGUCUGCAGUGAAGGGCACUCACUUCAUUGAGCUUUGCUGCCAGAGAAAAAUACCCCUGAUCUUCUUGCAAAACAUUACUGGCUUCAUGGUUGGCCGAGAUGCGGAGGCUGGAGGCAUCGCUAAAAAUGGAGCCAAGAUGGUCACAGCUGUGGCCUGUGCAAAGGUCCCCAAAUUCACUGUUGUUGUUGGAGGUUCCUAUGGGGCUGGUAACUAUGGCAUGUGCGGCAGAGCCUAUGGGCCACGCUUCAUGUACAUGUGGCCCAACAGCCGCAUCAGUGUGAUGGGGGGAGAGCAGGCAGCGGGCGUCUUGGCACAGAUCACGAGGGAACAGAGACGUCGGGAGGGCAAGGAGUGGACUGAGCAAGAGGAGCAGGCACUCAAGGCUCCUAUUAUCAAACGUUUCGAGGCUGAGGGAUCUCCAUACUUCUCCAGUGCUCGUCUCUGGGAUGAUGGAGUGAUCGAUCCUGUGGAAACAAGACACGUUCUAGGCCUGUCCUUGUCUGCCUCCUUGAAUGCUCCCAUCCCCAAAACGGACUUUGGUGUAUUCAGAAUGUAAAGAGUCCUAAACUUAUAGCAACAAUGUUUUGAGAAUAGAAAUUCGUGACAUUUUGUGCUGUUCAUUAUUCUGAAUUAGGAUCAAAUUGACCUCUCGGGCAUUUUCAUAAAAUGUUUAAUUAAUCUUGUAAUGUAUCGUAUCUGGCUAAAUUUAAUGUACUUACUGUAUUUUUAAAAAAGGAUAAAUACAUUAUAGCAAAUGGUAACCAUAUCUAAAUGUAAGAAAAUAAGUUUGUCUGUUUUUGGCAUUAUCUUAAAAUGUCAUAAUUUGAACAAUGACAUUUUCUGAACCUAAUGAAAAUGUGAACAUGAGUGUGAAAUGUACAGUAAAAUAUGUUUAUGGUUUGGUAUGAUUAGCACCUAAAUUCAUGUUGUCUUUAAGAAUGACAUAGUUUUGUUUGUAAGUUAUGAGGGUAGAAUAUAUUAUUUUUGUGUAGCUGUGAUUUUUUUUUUCUAGUUCUAUAUUUUUUGUAUGGAAACAGAGAAAGCAUAUUUCAUAUGAAGAAUUUAUUAGUUACUAUAAAUAAGCUACAGAUUCAAAUUUAAAGUAGUGGUCCAAAAGCAUUAUGUACAAAAGAGUUUUCCCUUUCUCCCAACAACAGAUAAAAUACUUCUGUAAUGUUUAGGUGUUUCAUAUGUUUUGGUAACAAAUUGAUGGGACACACUAGAAAUACAAAAUAUAUGCAUUUCUGAUAUUUUUAGCACAAUGAUGUUCACUGCCAGUCAAAAUAACAACCACAUGUUUUAAAAUUGGUCCUGUUUUUCCACAUUUUUUCCAUAGUUCUUUAGUUUUGUAAAUGAGUGUCAAAAAAGUUCAGCUAAGCAAGGUCUUAUUUUAUCCCUAAAAAAAUAAGAAUCUAUGGUACAAAUAUUUAGAGAGUGAAUUUGAAAGCAGGUUUGCAAAAUUUAAAAAAGCCUUAGUGAUGAGAUAUAUGAAAUCAACAGAGCAACUGAUCUAGUCACACAAAUCAAUAUUGGGAGAAAUUUAUACUCAAGUUUAAUAAGAGCAGCUUAAAAUGCCUGGAUUUUGGAUUUGCAAGUUCUUCUGCAGCUCAAAGAAAGUGCUUUCAUAUAUCCUGUUUCGUAAUUCAUUAGGGGAAUGUAUAGUAUUUUUGUAGAUAACAUAGGGUAUUGUGUAAAUAAAUUUUUUUUUGUAAAGUA